GUGGAUUUUCUGAAUAAAUUCUAUCAAUAAAUCCUGAAUAUUUAAAAUAUGCGUAAAAGUUUGGCAUUCUUAUUGGCUGCAUUAUUUGUGCAAAAUGUGGUCUCGGAAGGUGAAAUUGAAAUCAAACGAGGGACAUAUCCCUAUAUGGCGUUCAUAUACUAUCCGGAUGACUCCGUAGUAGACAAGAAUGGAGAUCGAAUUACUCGUGCCGGUAUCUUGGUAAAACCAGAUUGGUUAAUUACAUCGUCGUUAGAGACCGAUGUUCCUCUAUCCUUUCCAAAGAAAACUCUUGUUGCUAGACUUGGAAGUGUGGCUAUUGAUAAACAUUUCACUAUUAACGAAGACGAGGAUGAACAGGAGAGCGAAGUAAUACAGAUCAUCCGACCCUACAACUUUAGUGCCAUUGAAUGGUGGUAUAGUGAUAUUUCCCUGUUAAAGACCCUAGUACCAUUUAAUAUUACUACGUCAGUUGCAAUCACGUCAAUUUCACCGAAGCGAACAUUUACUGAGAAAGAAUGUGUUAUACUUGUAUAUGCGAGAAAGAAUACAAAUAUAACGGAAGAUAGGUUCCUUAUCCAAAUUCCUGUUGACAUCGUUCCGCCGACAUUAGAACAUUGUGGAAGUCACUUCAGACAGAAUACGAUGAUUUGUGCUAUGGACAUUGAUGAUAAGAAAAAUACGUCCUAUUCAAGCAAUUUCUGUCGCGGUAAUAGUGGGGGACCACUUUUAUGUGACAGUGAUGUAUAUGGGUUGCAAACGUACAGUGAUGGUUGUCAAGAACCACAUCUUUAUCAACUAUUCUCUGGUUGGACUGAUUUUAUAUCAUGUGGCAUACAAGACAUUUGCGGAGAGAAACAAUGCGCUAAAGUGUGCACAGUCAUAAACAAGGAUACUGAUAAAUAUGCGCAAAACAUUGUAUCUACUACUUCUGAAAAAGCUAAGUCAGAAUCUACUACAGUUGUAGUGACUAGACCGUUCGAAGCCGAAGAUAUUAUUUUGACAGAAGAAAGUAGUCCUGCCAGGCCCACUGCGACUACUACAAAGGAUGACGAGAUAACUACUUCAACGCAUUCUAGUACUAAGGAUUUACCCGUUGAAAGCUCAACUACGUCAUCUACAUCUGCACCUGAUAAGAGUAAUGAUGAUGAAGACGCGAGACGGUCUAAUGUGGAAGCUCAGCAAGAACCAGUGAAGAAAGUUAAAAGUUCUUCCACAAUUAUCAUACCAUUUCCAGUCUUUCAUACUUUGCCGUUUAUCUGGACGAUAAUGUCGUUUAUUUAAGUUUUCAAUAUCUAUCAAAUAUAAUUUUAUGUUCAGGAAGUAAUGUUUAACUUUUUGUUUGUGAAAGCACAUG
Molecule: messenger RNA, 1354 nt
Organism: Colias croceus (clouded yellow)
Lineage: Eukaryota; Metazoa; Arthropoda; Insecta; Lepidoptera; Pieridae
Exons: 6
Coding region: 49-1281 (410 amino acids)
Biological process (GO): proteolysis
Molecular function (GO): serine-type endopeptidase activity
Source: RefSeq, a predicted model, not a curated record